AUGGAGUUCGAGAAGAGAAAGGCAGCAACUUUAGCUUCAAUCAAUUCACCAGAACCAGACAAAUCACCAAAAGGCAACAUAGACGCACCAAUUAUCCCUUUACUCAACACCCUUAACUCACAUCCUUCAUAUUUCACCACCAGUUCUUGUUCUGGCCGUAUCUCCAUUCUCUCAACACCCACCACCCCCUUCAACAACCCCACCAAGAAAAAAGCUAAAGGAGGCAAAUGGGUCUUCAUUUCUCAUGACCCAAUUCAGCCCCACUUGGUUUUACCACUCCUUUUUCCAACCGAGUCAACUCAAAAAGUCAACGAGUUGUCUUUUGAGUUGACUCAGCCACAUAGCCUUGUGUUCAGGUUUGAGCCUUUGAUUAUUGCAGUGGAGUGUAAGGACAUAGGGUCAGCUCAGUUGUUGGUGUCAUUAGCUAUUUCAUGUGGGUUUAGGGAGAGUGGUAUUACUAGUGUUAACAAGAAAAGAGUGAUCAUUGCUAUACGAUGUUCCAUUAGAUUGGAAGUGCCGUUAGGGGAUACUGAGAAGUUAAUGGUGUCUCCUGAAUAUGUAGAGUACCUUGUUACGUUAGCAAAUGAGAAAAUGGAGACCAAUAAAAAAAGAACUGAUAGCUUUCUUGAUGCUUUGUUGAAAAACGGGUUUUCGGGUACACGGAUUGGUAAUGAGGAGUUUUUAGAUAAUGGAAAAGUGGAAAGUGAUGAGGGUCCAGUUUGUUUUAAUACCAAGGAGUCCGAAUUGCUGGAAAAUUCUUUGGGUAAUGGUGUUAGUGGAAAUGGAAAUGCUAAAAGAAGAGACUUUGAUGAUUCUUGUUCUGGUGAAUCUAGUUUUCUUGCAUUGUUGUCAGGAAAACUUAUCAUAGAGUAG
Nicotiana attenuata is the source of this 873-nucleotide messenger RNA. RefSeq names its product tRNA wybutosine-synthesizing protein 2/3/4-like. Gene Ontology annotation, cellular component: cytoplasm. Gene Ontology annotation, molecular function: tRNA methyltransferase activity. The record is from RefSeq and is a predicted model, not a curated record. The coding region runs from base 1 to 873 and encodes 290 amino acids. The transcript has 2 exons. Gene Ontology annotation, biological process: tRNA methylation. Lineage: Eukaryota; Viridiplantae; Streptophyta; Magnoliopsida; Solanales; Solanaceae.